AUGGUCCUUACGGAAGUGACGUACCUGGACAUGAGAAGACACAUGGAGGAGAAGAGAAAAUGCGCCCUUUUCAAGAUAUUUAAGAACUGUAAGUCAAAGAUAACAAGAAGCACUAAAGACUUUUGGUCGAAACACGUUAGUGUGUUGCUGUUAUUAUCGGAUUCCAUUAAAGUUUUGUUCCUGUAACCACCCCUAUACCUGGUGUCUAAUUGGGAAACCUAAGGGAAGUGGCAAUAUUCAGGGGAAGAUCCAUACAUCGAUUUCCAGCAUCUGAUCUCGACAACCACCUGCACAUUUCAAAGAUGCUGAUAGUCUGAGCCUACUUUUAAACGGCUCAGCACCACGUGAGUGGCAUAUUUUCCUCCUUUAUUUGUAUUUUGUUACCUAUGAUCUGUUAUUUUGUUAUGUUUUUAGGCUGUACCCAGCUAUGCGUUAACUUGCAUGUUUUUUAUGAUACACUGUUUUAUACACUAUUUUGUAUGCUCUCACCUAACUGUCUGUUCACCCAUUGGGGAAUACCUGAGGCAAAACCCUCAUCCUUACUAUUUCCAUUUAAAGUUUUCAACUCAAAAGAACAGUCUCUUCUGUAACCCCCUUCCCUCCCUACACCACCCUCCCAUCUUAAUUGCUUGAUGUUUUUUCUCUACGAAGAGUUUUUUGGUUGGUUUUUUUUUUUUCACUUUCCCAAAAAGGUGGCAACAAUGUUGACACCUUGAGAUAGUGAGUAACUAAAGUGAUAUUUUUCAAUUGUAGUGCAAAUGUGCAAAUAUCCAAUUUCGUGAUAAAAAGAGAGGAAGCCUAUUAUGAGAGUAAACAUAAAACAUUAUUUGCUGCAAUGAUUGCAAAACAUGUGGUUUAGCAGGCAGCCAGCAACCUUUAUGCUGUAUACAAAACCUUGAAUGAACAAACUGUGGAAAUUUACUCUGCUUCCUCCCUCCCUUUCCAGGUUCGAGCCAUGUUAUCCCCUUAUCCUGAUGUUCUGAAUAUCCUGCCAGUUUUCACGCUUUUCUGCCUUACUCAUGUAGCUAAAUUCCCGUGGGUCCCCACGUCAGUAUUUUUUCCGUGUAUUUGUCCUACCCAUAGCCUGGAUUGUCUCCACCCCUUCCUAUAACUUGCCAAUUACCCCCUCCUUGAUCCUUCCCUCUCAACCCCCAUUGGUGGUAAGCCCAUCUCUAAUCUGAGAAAGCAGUCCAACCCGAAUUCCUUAGAAACCUUAGAAAUGUCUGGAACCAUAUUUUUCUUUGAUCACUCUUCUAUACCCUUUGAUCACUGUUCUAUAUUCUAAAGGUAUCGGAGCCACUGAAGUUAAAAAUGAUUUUUACCUGUUACAACUCAUUCAUUCCUGGUCAUCUUCUAUGGUUUAGCUAUUUCUUAUCAAUAUAUAAUGUUAUAUAAAAGUGUGGUAGUUUUUUUGGGGGGGGGGUUUGUCCCACAGAAAUCUGUGGGUUGAAAAAGCAUAUUUGUAUAAAAUCUAAUGGGAAGGAAAAUAAAAGAAAUGAGAGGAGAGUUGUUCACCACACAGUUAGGAGGUGUAACGGAACUCCCCGUACUUCGACCGAGUACCUUCCGUUGAUGGAUGCUUCCUAGCCUGCGCCGAGGACCAUAAGCACCGCACCGGUCACCACAACCACCGCAGACUCCACAACCUCCGUAGCGUAACUGGAGUCUCGCUGUCUUCGUCUACCCUGGAUCAGCUUCUGUCCUCCAGGACCGUGUGGGGAAGACCUGUCCUCCAGGAGAGCGUAUCAAGAACAAGCUCUUAAAAGAGCUAAUUGAUUAAAGCUCACGGGAGUAUGCAGAGCAUAGCAAUCCCCAGUGUGAAUAUAGCUGUCCUCUCCAAUCAUGAGACAAGACUAGGUGUUGAGGGUCAAGAAGAUCUGUGUUUAGCACCAAAGGGCCUUCUUUUAUGGAGGUCUCACACAUACAGGACCGCCCACAGGGUUUUGCAGAACAACCAAUAAACACGUAGUAUACAGUACAAACACUCCCAUCAAUUACACACAAACCCUCCCCUCUGCCUGUGAUACAAUUAUCUCAACACAAUAGACUAACUUAAUUAUCUCAGGCAUAAAAUAUACAGUUUUUACACAAUUCUUAUAACUUUAAAAGUAUACAUGCAAUAUUAAUAAAAGUUACAUAUUUGAAAUCAGCGUCCUUUAAAUAUAAACAUACUCAAAAAUCAUAACAAUCCGUCCAGUAGUUCAAAAGUUAGUCGGACGUCCUUUAUGACUGACCGCAAGCAAAUUUUCAUGCCCAAAACAGUUCCAUGGAUUUGGGCUGUGCGGUCCGUCUACUUUUCACAUUCGAACAGCGUUCGAAUCUUCGAAAGGGACUUAGUCUCCAGCCACAGUGUUGAAGUGGAGAAGAAGGUACGGGCCAGCGGUCUUCGUGCAAUUGGGUAGCCAAAAACAGUUCCACAGAUUUGGCAGCACACACCGCUGACCGUGUUCAAAUGAGUUAAAAUGGCCGCCGCCACAUGUUCGUUUGUCGAAUGGCAGCCACUUCGACUACUUCGGCACUUCGUCUGUAUCCGCAGUGCCAAUUUAAAGUUGCAAACUGCUCCAAAGUAAUUAAAGGGCCAGAAACAGCAUUAUAAAAAUUCAUUAUGCCCAAAUCAGUUCCUUAAAGGGCAAUACAUCCCAGGGGCCAUAGUCACAUGGCAGGAGGCUGGCAAUCAGUCCUCUCCAAUGCCCAGUGGCAAAUGGCAGUUUGUCACAGGAGGGUCUUCUGAUUUCCUGGAAAGACCACCAAAGUCAUUCAGGACUGAAUGAAGGGGUCUUGAUGCAGUGGUCCUGCUAUUUUAACCCUGCAAUGUAAUACAUUAAAGAAAAAAGCAGUACAAUCCGUGGCACUAAGAGAAAGCAGCUAGAACACACUUAAUGGGAAUAAUCACAAAAUCCCACAACAAGAAGUGAAUACAAACAACAAAAUAGUGUGCAGCUCAAAUACGUAAUACCACAAAUAAGAUGCAAUGCAUGCACAAUGGAGGUGUAUAUACCCAAUAAAAGACACAAAAAUAUACCCCAAUUGUUGACAGGAUCAGAUGGUAGCCAAAAGUCAAAUGCUGGAAAGUUCAAUAAUACAUCCCAUUUCUGAGAGCCUGUCUCGGGUAAUAACGUUUGUAGAGAAUGGUCCAAAGGGUAUUCCUCAGUAUGAAGCUUGUUCCUCCAGUGGCGGAUCCAGAGCCUGAUUUUAAAUAAAUAAUCCAGACACAAUAACCACUACAGCUCAGUGUAGUGGUUAUGGUGUCAAUAGUGCCGGGAUCCCCUCCCACAGUAAGUACUGAAACCGUUUAAGAACAGUUUGACAACUUACCUGAGAUCUGCUGGGAAAUGGGGCUGUAGUAGGGCAUAGGAGCAGUGGUUGUAGUGUGUGAGUGAGGGCGGCAGUGUAUGUCAGGGAUGCAGUGUAUGUGUGGGACAGUAUGUGUGUGUAACAGUUGCAGUGUGUGUAUAUAUUUUUGUGUCUUUUAUUGGAUAUAUACAUCUCCACUGUGCAUGUAUUGCAUCUUAUUUGUGGUAUUACGUAUUUGCGCUGCACACUAUUUUGUUGUUUGUAUUCAAUGUAAUACAUUGUAGUUUUGUAGAAACUGCAAUGUUUACAUUGCAGGGUUAAAUACACCUUUAGUGGCUGUUUUCCUGACAACCACUAGAGGUGUUUUUUCCUCCAGAACAGAACACAACUUUGUCCUGGAAUCAAGUGCUGCUGAUAGCAGCAUUUGAUUGUAGGAGCCUGGCUCUGUGCUGUGGAUGCAUUCUCUAAUCCAAUUCUUCUCUACAACAAUCAUUGGGCAGGAUGACAUCUUGAAACAAGGUUAGUUAUCACACAGUUAUAUUAAAAUUUAGGCGAUUGGGAGUAAAACUAUAAUUCCUAAAGAAAAUAUGUACAAUUAAUAUUUAAAGGAAACAAACAUGGCUGAGAUAAUUUAAUACUUUCUUGGGCUUGUGCACAUGCAAUGGCAAAUUAUAAAACUUACCAGGAAAGGUUAAAGGAUUUUACCCUGUAUAGCUUGGAGGAAAGGCAAGACAGGGGGGAUAUGACAGAAACAUUUAAAUACAUAAAGGGAAUCAACACAGUAAAGGAGGAGAAGAAAAACUACCACAACAAGAGGACAUAGUCUUAAAUUAGAAGGGCAAAGGUUUAAAAAUAAUAUCCGGAAGUAUUACUUUACAGAGAGGGUAGUGGAUGCAUGGAAUAGCCUUCCAGCUGAAGUUGUAAAGGUUAAAACUGUAAAGGAGUUUAACCUCUUAAGGACCAAACUUCUGGAAUAAAAGGGAAUCAUGACAUGUCACUCAUGUCAUGUAUCCUUAAGGGGUUAAGCAUGCGUGGGAUAUGCAUAAGGCUAACUAUACGAUAAGGCCAGGGACUAAUGAAAGUAUUUUUAAAAGUAUUUUAUUGGGCAGACUAGAUGGGCCAAAUGGUUCUUAUCUGCCGUCACAUUCUAAUUGCCUCAUUGCAAAAAUCAAAUGCACCCAGAUUACGUUAAUUGAGUGUCUCUUAAAAGAGAAUACAAAAUAAAGAAAGAAUGAGAUACUGAUCCAUAGAGAAAAUUCAAAAUGAUCCUAUGUGUGAUGGGAUGGUCUAAUAUUGCAACACUGUGUCCUGAUGACCUCUAGUGUGAAUAGGAAUGGAUGGUUUUUCAAUGGGUAUGAUAUACCGUAGUUAGACUUUUUUACAACCUGAAUUAUUUCAGGAUUAGAUUGUAUUAACUAAUACUGAACAUUCCACCACUGAUCGGUAGGAACAUACAGAAAUGAUGUUUAUUCAUAGCAUUUUGUUUUCAGUUUCUAAUUGUGUGAAUAAACUGUGAACAUUUGAUGGCAAUUUUGUAUUUCAGAAAUGAAGAUUCUGGAAGAGGGAAAAUAUUCAAGGCACGUGCUUCACUGCUGGAGUAAGUAGAGAUUUUAAAGGGACACUACAACUUCCGAUUCUUUGUAAUGCAUAAUGCAAAAAAAAAAAAAAAAAAGCAUAAUACAUACAAAGAUACCACUUGGAUUUUGUAUAUCAAUUUGCAGCAAAUCGACAGGCUUUACAACUCCUACAAAAAAAAGUAUUCUUAUUUUAUUUCAUCCUGGAGUUUUAAGAUAUUUAAGGAGACGGGAACAAAGUACCUCACUGAUCCGUAAUCCAGGCAGAGAGCAUAAUGUUUGAGUUUUGGAGUGGCUCUUUAAGGAAGGUUAACUACCAACUAUCUUUUUCUAACAAAUUUCUCCUGCCUUACCCCAAACCUUGGUAGUGACAUUCAAUAUUCAAUAUUGCUGCAAGCUGAAUAUAGGUUGGCAUUGGUUUAUUAGUACGUUAAAUUGCAUGAUUUAAAUACAAAUAUGAUGCUAGAUUGCAUCCUAUAAAAUGUAACUGUUUUAUAUAUAUUUAUUAUAUAUUUAGUGGAAUCUUGUAAAAAAUUUGUAAUGCGGAAUAUUAAAAAGCAACUUUAAUUGUUUUGUUAAUAUUAAAGGAUCACUAUAGUGUCAGGAAAACAAAGCCGUUUUCCUGACACUAUAGUGCCCUGAGGGUGCCCCCACCCUUAGGGUCUCCGUCCCGUGGCGCUGAAGGGGUUAAAACCCCUUCAGAUAGUUACUUUAAUCCAGUGCCGGACUCACUCGACGCUGGUGACCUCUCCUCCCUGUCCAACGUCAGCUCCCCUGUCCAACGUCAGUGGAGACGAAUGCGCAUGCGCGGCAAGUGCCCCGCGCGCAUUCAAAGUGUCCAUAGGAAAGCAUUUCUCAAUGCUUUCCUAUGGACGCUCUGUGCGAUGGACGCGAAAUUCGCAUCCAGCGUCGCAGUUGCGCCUCUAGUGGCUGUCCGGAAGACAGCCACAAGAGGCUGGAUUAACCCCUGCUAUGUAAACAUAGCAGUUUCUCUGAAACUGCUAUGUUUGCAUCUGAAGGGUUAAAACCUGAGGGACUUGGCACCCUGACCACUUCAUUGAGCUGAAGUGGUCUGGGUGAUUAUGGUAUCCUUUAACUUUACGUGAAUCCCUGCUGAUUUACAGCACUAAGUAUUAACAUGCAGUAAAUAAAGUUGAAGUAUCAUCAAUGUUUAGGAUGCUGCCAAUACACACAGCAUCUGCUUUUAUGUCUAAUAAUAUAAUAUUUGUUCUUUGCUGUUUUAUCUCAGUGAACUGAUGGAGGUGGAACACUUUCGCACUAUUUAUCACAUGUUUGUGGCAGCAUUUUGCGUCUUUAUCAGCACUGUGGCUAUGGAUUCAAUUGACCAGGGCAGGUAAGAGACGCAUUUGAGAAAGUAUUCUUUAAGAGUAAUGGGGUGAAUAGGCCAAAAUUCUUUAGGACUCUUAAAACUGGGCCCCAAGUCGUGUUCCCAGGAAGGCAUGUUUCCCAGAUGUUAUCGGAUGUUACUCUCUGUGUUGUUCAGUACAUGGGCAACUAGGUGACAAUAACAGGGUUAUUUACUAACAGGGUUAUCUGAAAGUGAAUUUCAGAUAUAAGGAGAAAUCAGCUGAACUGAAAAUAUUGCAGAUUUUUUCCAGUUUGGCUAUUUGGACCUUAAACGUAAAAUUCACUUUGAAUUCUCACUUUAGUAAAAAGUCUAGCAUAAGAAACCCUGUACGAACACCUGUGGCAUGGUUAUUGGUUAAAGAUCUGCCCUGUAUAUACAGUUUUAAUCAAAGUUAUUCAAAUCAGGUUUGUUGUAAAAAUUUACAGACUUUCAGUUGUUUGCAAUGAACAGAUUAAAACAAAAGCAAUUGAAAUAGCUCAACCCAAUGAAUGAUUCAAGUGGUUUCCCCAUAUUCAACUGAAAUUGCAACUUAUAAUGACUUCUAUAGUCUCAAAAUUGACCAAUGGCCUCCAGUUCAGUAAUAUUUGUGGGUUUGCGUGCUGCAACAGCCUUCUUCAAAUCCCACCUGAUAUUUUCUAUAGUGUUCAAUUCAGAUGACUGUGAUGGCCACUGUAGAGUUCUUCUGGACUACUUCUGCAACCAAGCCUUGGUGGAAUUUGAGGUAUACUCGGGAUUAUUGUCUUGUUGGAAGGUCCAAUGAUAAUCAAGCUUCAGCUUUCUCACAGAUUGCAUGGGAUUUCCUGAUACUUGAAUGAAUCCAUCUUGCCUAUCACAUGCUGCAGGUUUUCCAGUGCCAGGGGAUGCAAAGAAGCCCCAGAGCAUUACCUAGCCACUACCAUGCUUAACUGUAGGCACAGUGUUCUUUUCAGUGUAUGCAUAAUUCUUCUGCAGAUCCAUUUGGCCAAAAAGUUCCAGUUUUGUUUCAUUUCUUCACAGAACAAAAUCCCCAAAAUUUUGUCUUGGAGUUCUUGCAUGGGAACCUUCUGCAUUUAAUACGCACCUUUCCUCACUGUAACCUGAGUGCCUAUUGUCACAAACUCUUGCUGCAGGUCUUUUGCAGUCACUCAAGGGUUUUCACAACCAGGUUGUAGCGAUUGAUAGUUUCCUUUUUUAUGCCCUGUCCAGGUAGAGUAACCACUGUUCUUUCAACUUUGAACUUCCAAAGGUGUAGCUGGGAACAUUCAGUGCCUUCUGCUAUCUUUUUGUAUCAUGUUCCAUGUUUGUACGAGGGCAAUGAUCUCUUCUCUAAACUAAGUGGACCAUUCUUUUGAACUGGUCAUAUUUCUAACGUGCAGUCAAACAUUACACUCAACAAACCCCUAGCCAGUUCAGGUAGUUACAGCAUAGUUCAAGUGGUCCAGUCAAGCACACUUGAGGCAACUAAUGAAGCCCUGCUUUGCAUAUUUGUGCUGGUGUCAGGAAUUCUGUUCAGUGGGUUGAAUAAUUUUGAGACUAGAGAAGUCAUUAUAAGUUGCAUUUUCAGUUGAAUUAGGGAAAACCACUUGAAGAAUUCACCAUGUUGAGCUAUUUAAUUUGCUUUUGUUUGAUUUGUUCAUUGCAAACAGCUGAAAGUCUGUAACGUUUGACAGUAAACCUGAUUUUUAAUGGGGGCUGGAAAAGUUUGUUUACAACUGUAAAUAUGUCCUCUGUUCUACAAAAUAAUGUCCAUUAUUGUUCAACUGACUUGUGUUUCUUCCUUGCUAUGACAGAUUUAAUUACUUGAGCUAUGUAAUAUCAGGUUUAAUCUACAUUUCAUGUAGUAACGACUAACCAGCAUACUCUACUACAAAUAAACAUUACACACCCAUCAAGUGACCUCUGACCUCUGACCUCAGUAUGGCAAUGUGGAGUCAGUACUACAAGCUAACAUUAAAAGGAAGAAAGAUACCACUGUCACAUUUACAGCACCUUCUCUUUUACCUCUUAUAAAUGUGCUUAUUGUAAAAAAUUACAAACUUUUAUUGAAACAAAAAAUUAAAUAAUCAUGUAGUGCUGAGACUUUGAAUACAUACAAUGAAUAUACAGUUUAGAGCAGAGAUAGUCAACCUGGUCCCUACCAGGCAGUUUGGGAUUUAAGGUGGGUGGUAGUGGGUUCUGCAAAAAACGCCUAGUGGGCCUUGAGGGCCGAGGAUCAAGACCAGCAGGGGAGAACCUUUCAUCUCCCCUGUCGGCCCGUGCAGAAUCAGCCAGCCUGGUGGCAAGCACUCUCGGUGAGGAGAUCCCCCUCACUGGCCCACUGGCACUUAGUUCCAACAGAAGGAGGGAAGGGCCUGGGAGGCUCUGUGUUCCUCCCACGAGCAGGCUGGUUGGAGCGUUGCUGUGGCAAUGCUCCGAUACAGUGCUGUGCUGCAGGCUAAAGUGAACAUGCCACCACUGGACUACUAUGGUUUGCAACAUUAUGUCCCCCCUACCUGGUAAAAGGUAAGAAGAAGAGAGGGGGAGACAUUAAGAUAGUUUUUCACAUUUCACCCACUUACACACAGCAUUGACCCUAUGCACCCUUCACACACAAAUACACACUACACCUCACACACACAGACUGCCCACCGCGCGCACACACACACACACACACACAGACUGCCCCCUCACACACACGCACUGCCUCCCUCCCUCACACACGCACUGCACACUUCAGCCACGCGCUGCACCCUUCAGCCAAGCACAGCAACCUUUAGCCACGCACAGCAACCCUCAGACCCGCACAGCAACCUUCAGACCCACACAGCAACCCUCAGACCCGCACAGCAACUCUCACACAUAUACAGUACUCCUCACACACAGCGCCCUUCACACACAGCACACAUUAGUAAAUAUUUUUUUUAAAUCCUCCUUUCUAAAAAGGUAAGGAAACUUUACCAUCAACCAAGAUACAAAAGUGGAUGGUAUGUAUUAAAAGGUUUGCUACCCCUGGUUUAGACAAAAGAACUGAUACUUUUAAAAGCCUGUUGGAGUGCUGAAUACAGAGGUAAUGGGACCGGUACAGACAUGUUGGCUUGAUCUCUAAACUUAACUUAUAGAAGAAGGUGAGUUCUGUACACCAGCCAAAUUCAAGCGAAUCAGUUAUCUGUGGAUUAUUGUUAUUCUGACUAUGAAGUCUUUCUAUCCCAGAGGAGUCUUGAAAUACUAGUGGAAAUUUGGUAUUUAUAGUAGAACAUAAUUUGGUGUGAAAGUGAAUAAAUAAUCUUUAUCUGUAUUUUCUUUUAUAUAUUUCAGAUUGGUUUUAGAGUUUGAUUUGUUUUUUUACUCACUUGGACAGCCUUGUACUGUGGUAUGGUCAUGGACCUGUUUCUUUAUCUACACUCUCUUGGUGCCCUACAAAACCUUGCACUUCUGGGGAUCUCGCUUUUCCAAGUCAAAACAUCCAUUCCUGCUGUCUGCGUCUGUAAUCAGCAUUUUUGGUAUCUGUCAGUUUUGUGUAUUGGGUAUUUUUCCAACAUACAUUGUGCUACAUUACAAACUUCCUCCAGCAUCCAGCUUGAUAGUGACCUUAGAACAGGUAUGAAAACACACGCACAUUUUUUUACUUCCUUUUAUUCAUUACUCACCAGUGACUGUUCUACUUUAAGUAAGUACAGUAAAAGAAGAAAGCGCAAAGUGGAGCUUACUCUGUAGGCAAGUGUUUUUUUGUUUUAUUUCCCAUUGGCCCACCAAUUCAUUAAAGUAAUGUUUACAAACUGCUGACUACAUUUAUAUUGUAAAAGCUAAAUGUCUGUAAUUAAAUUGUUUUUCCAUAGAUGUCAACUGUCUUUAAUUAGUCAAUGUCCACGAAUAAAUGCAAAAUAAUUCAUAUUCUAUCUUUUUCAGCCAAAUAUAGCCAUAUGCAGAUUAGGCAUGUAUGUAUAUGUAUUUUUUUUUUCUUUUUUGCAUUUACACUUGGUUUUUCAAUUUAGGUUCGUUUUCUGAUGAAGACCUACUCCUUUUUACGAGAGACUGUUCCAUCUGUGAUUCGGAAAGAGAGUACGUCAUGGAGAAGGGAGGGUUUGUCAUUUGUAGGGAAAAUAGAUAUAUAGCAAAGUCAUCAAUGGAACAAUAUAACAUUACAUAAAAUGUCCUAAGGAAACUGUGGAAUCAUGGAAACAAAUCUACUAAUUAUGGUAUAAAAGUGGCAAAACUUCAACAAAUUAGAUAUACCGGUAUGUAUGGGGAUAUGUAACGUAAUAUAUCUAUAUAAAGCGAGAGAGAGCUAGGUCCAACUUGAGACAUGAAGGUAACCCACUAGUACUUUUUCUCUUUGCAGUAUGGGGAGUUUUAUUCUGUGUGGCUUCUAGCUAUACUGUGUAUAUUUUAGUGUUUGACACCUAGCUAUAUGCUCUAAGAAAGACUGCAAUUUACAGACCAGAACUCUUGCCAAGCUGACAAGACUUUACAGUCAGUUUCUGGUCACUUGUUUAUUUGGAUCACAACCCAUUCUAUGGUGUUGGAAAAAAAAGCUGUCUUAAAAAGUGUCCAUUGCUAAGGAUAGUCUGAAACACUAUGCCAGUCUGUACUGCAUGUCAAGCUGGGAACUCUGGGAAAGUCGUAGAACAUUAAUUCUUAAGUUUCUGUGCCCAAAGCCCAAUUUAAGGCCUGCACCAACAUGACGUGAUACACAGCAAUAUUUUGUGUAUAUGUUCUGUGCAGAGUUUUGUUGUGUUUGGUCUCACCAUGAACCUGGUACCAUACUUAUGACACCCACAUGGUCAUAGCUGUACAGAUAAUGACUGGUUUCUGAUUACUGGUCCCUUUGGAUCACAAACCAUGCUAUGGUUUAAAACUAUCCAAAGUACAACACCAGAUAUGCAGGUGAUUCACAAUAUAUAUAGUAGCGCUCUUAAUAUAGAUAUAAUACAGAGCUCCAAGUGACUUUAUGAAUGCUCAUUAAAAUCUUAUGCAGUUCUGUGACUUCAUACAUGUCCCCAACACUGUUUGGUAACAUUUCUAUUGUACUCCUUAUGCUGUUAGUGCCUAUACUCUUCUAUCCCUGGAGGGCCCUGCAAUACUAGUUGAAUUUGGGAUUGGUGGUAGAACAUGGUUUAAUGGUAAAUAUUUAGUGGAAUAAAAAAUAAUUGUCGAAGAGAUUACCUGAUUUCACAUAUUUAAAUACUGACCUAAAGUCAUCUUUUUCCACUUCAAAAAGCCAUCUUUCUUCGUCUUGUAGGGAAUCCGGACCAGCUUCCCAAACUUUCAAGUUAUCUUUAUUUUCUAUUCUGCCCAACGCUAAUAUAUAGAGACAGCUACCCAAGGUAACACCUCUGGAUGGCUAGGUAACGAUAUUGUAAACUGUUAUGAUUUGUAACUCUUUGUUAUAAUGUUACUUUUACUGUUAUAAAGCUUUGUAACUCAUAGGGUGAUAAUGAUCAUAAAAUGUAACCUUAAUAAUGUUGAUCGAGAGAACAACUCUCUGUCUAAUAACUAUUUUUUUAUUUUAUUUUUUUAAAAUAUAACUUUUUUGAGCAAAAUGUAAAAUUUUUUUAUGAUGAUUAUAUAGGAUUUAUUCGAAAUGAUGGAUCUCAAUAGUCAGUUGUACUAACAUUUUAAAAGAAACCAUCAAGGUAUUAUUUUCUUCUAAUUCACAUGUAAUAACUACUUCUUCUUGUAUCUAUUUAGAACCUCUUAUAUCAGAUGGAAUUAUGUGGUUAAGAAUUUUGCUCAGGUAUGCUCCAAAAACAAUUGCCCUCCACUACCACUUUAAAUAAUUAUUUUUACCCAUGCUUAGGCUCAUUGUCUUACUAAGUAUUGAAGUUUGUCUGUGCAAGUUAAAGUGAAAUAUACAUAAUAUACAUUGAAUCUUUUAGCUAAAUGAAAGAAAUGGAUAUCAUCGCAACUGAUAUGUUAGUUGAGAGGAGACUUUACUUAAUUACAAUGUAUAUUGUUUAAAGUCAACACAUAAACACUGCUUCUUAUAUACACGUGUGUGUGUACGCGUGCAUGCAUUCCCAAUUUUCAUGUUUUGACACAUUUUUUUACUUGUUUUGUAUAGUUUUAUAAUAAUGUUUUCUAAUAUGUUUUUCUUUUACUUCUAGUUCCUGGGUGGUCUGUUUUUUAUGUCUUUCACAUAUGUCACAUUGUGGAUUCCUGUCUUCACUAAUGUGAGCAAGCAGCCAUUGAACAUAAGGACUAUGGUGCUAUCUGUUUUCCAUGCUACCUUACCUGGUAAUGGAUUGCUCAUAGUCAGGUUAAUAGAUUGUAAACAAAUGUGCUAUGGAUAAAACCUCUGGGUAACCAUGAUUUGAAAGAUUGCCAUUCCCUCUGGGCAUUAAUAGGCAAAUACAGAGAGUUUAUUAGAAGCAUAGAAUGUUUCUAUGAAAGAUUUAAAAUGGCAGACAGGAAGGAAAGAAAACAGACAGAAAUGCAGACAGAGAGUCACAUAGGCACUAGGCUCUCUCCCCAGACACAGGCUCUCUGUUGGACAAACUGGACAAAUGCUCGGUGACCUGAGAUGGCCACAGAUUAGGACCAACAGGGAAGAUUAGAGGAUCUUUCUGGCCAGCCCAUGCAUGGCCUGUACUAGUUGAGCGCCUCCCCAAUGGUGGAGUUGUGCGGCAAAUGAGAAGAUCAAAGAUCUCCCUCACCAGCCUGCACUGUAUAAUGCCAGGAAGAGGGAACCCAGUGUUUGCUUUUUCUUCCCUCUGUGGCUCAAAGUAAGCCACAUGGAGGAGGUGAAAAACAUUUUUGAAAGAUGUGAUUUAAAAAAAAAUAUAUAUAUAUUUUUUUUUAAUACAAUCUCCUACUUUCCACCAAAGAGUCUAUACCCCCACAUCCUACAGACACUCACACAACAGCCUACAUCAUAUCCCCUCACAACACACACAUCAGCCAAUAACCCACCAUACAUACACUAAAGCUCGAUGUACCUCCCACAUACAACCUACAGACAAUAUCCCCUCAGAAAUACACAAUACAGGCCAUAUCCCACAAUCCCCCAAAACAGACAAUACCCACAAUACAAUCAUAUCCUCCAACAUACACUACAGUCCCAAUCUACACAAUCCCUAUGACCUUCAACAUGGGCUGCUUUGGAGUGGCAUCAAACUGUCAUGUUGGGGAAAUCUUAUCCCAGUCUGGCUUGUGUUAUCCAUCUCCAAAUUGCAAAUGUCUCAAUGAUCUCUCUCUCUCCCACAUAUUCUUCUUUCCUCACUCUGCUUUUCCUUCCUUGCUCCCUCACACUCAUGCUGUCUUCUUCCUUCCUUCCUUCCCUCCCACCCUCAUUUCCUCCCUUCCAAUAUAACCUGGUACAAAUUUAUCCAGAAAACACUCAUGAUGUUGGGUAACUCUGGACUCAAGAAGAGUCAUGCUUUUUCAAUCAGGACAGGACAAAUCUUCUGAGGAGAAAAUCUCUGGAAAGCCAUGAAUUGGAGGACUUCACUUUCCUCUGGGCAUUAAGAGGCAAAUUAAAGUGACAGAAGAUCAUACAGAUGGAAGGCAAAUGGGAAUUAAAGAAAACACAGACAGGAAGGCAGACAGAGAGAUAUAUAGACACUAGGCAAUCUGCUCUUUACCUAUCCCCAUCCAAACUUCCCAAUGUAGCAAGCACAAAUCUUAGAAUGAUGUUCAUCCCCUUUUGAAGAAACUACAAUAUUUGACAAAGGGUAUACAAGUAGCCAAAAUAUAAUGCUCCCCUGCUAGAAUCUCCAUUGCUUCAGAUCAGAUCGAGGUUAAUCCAACUCCAAGUCUUUGGACAUAUCCAGCUGAAGCAUAGAUCUGUAUGCCAUUGAGAUAAUGACACCCAUAGACACACUGUGUCAGUCAGUCACUGUGUCAGAGCUUUGGAUAUAACUGGGAUAAAGUAGAAUGUUCAGGCAGCUAUAGUUACAUUUAUGACAUCACCUAUUAUGACUUCACUGCUAAGGAUUACUUUUAUUUUGUUACUAUAUUCACAUUUAUACUUUAAUUUCCAGCAGAGUAUUAGCUCGUUAGCCCACAUCUUGAGCCUUUAUCGUCUUUCUUUACAUUCCCCACGCAGUGAUAUUAGAUUGUCUCUCAUGAUUCUUACUAUUUUUCUAAAUGCUUUCAAUAAUUAGAAAUGAGUGGUCAAUCAACAUGCAAAUUACAACAUUUUACCUAUCUAGCUCAAGUUGGAGAACAUUGAACUUACUUGUUUUCAAACGGUUUUGUUUUUUUUGUUUUUAAAAGUGCAACACCACAUCUAUAUAUUCACCAUCCACCCAAGAUCAUGCAUUCUUUACCCUUUUCUCUAUCCAUCUAGCAUCACUCGUGGCAACACACACGGUAACAGGAGGAGACUGUAAUGUAGUCUAUUCCCCCCUCCAACAGACAGGUCUGGGUUGGGGGGAUUUUGGCCAUCGGCCAUCUUCUCCCAAUUCCUGAGCUCGCAUACCCUAAUUGACAUCUGGUGAGCGCAACACCCUUCAAUGGCAGACUACACAUUUUUAUCCCACCCACACAACACCUACUCCCACAUAGACUACUUCCUGAUCUCCCCUAACCUAGCCACUAAUGCAGACCGCACCUCCAUAGGCAACAUCACAUGGUUGGACCACGCCGACAUAUCCGUUACCAUAUCUGUGCCCACAAUCUCGUGACCAUGGGCCUGGAGACUCAACCCUCUACUGCUCCAUGAUAAACUGACCACAGAUACGAUUGCAAAGGACAUCCAAGACACUUAAUAAAUACUCAGUUUCCUCCCCGAUGACUCUGUGGGCAGCCCACACGGUGGUGAUCCGGGGGAGACUGAUUGCCAUAGCAUCCUCCAAGAAAAAACAUACCCAAAUGCUCCGAGCCAUGUCCAACCUCAACUGCUUAUAACACGUUCACAAACAAAACCCGACCCCUGCAAACUUAGAACAAUUAAUGCCACCAGAGAACUCACUAAAAGACACGGCGAAAGCCCUUCUCUGGACAAAACAAAAAUAUUAUGAGAAAGGUAAUACGGCAGAUACCAUGCUAGCCCGCAAACCUAAACGCACCAUAGAAGCAAAGAAGAUCUCUAAAACAUGCAUUGCGGACGGCAUCCUAAGCGAUGACCCAGUGAAAAUUGGCGAAGUCUUCCUAUACUAUUUCGCAAAUUUAUACAAUCACACCCCACACCCCCAAACAGACCGCAUACAUACUCUCACCACUACAUUCCUCCAAAAGCUACAACUACCCAUACUCUCCAACACAGCAAAACAAUUGCUCUCCACCAAAGUCACUGAGAUAGAGCUGGCAGCGGCUCUUGGUUCCCUUAAACCCAACAAGUGCCCUGGCCCGGACAGCUAUUCAGCACUAUAUUAUAAGUCCUUUAGCGACAUAUUACUACCCAAACUUGGUAAGGUCUUUAACGCCAUAUUGACAGGUGACAGGCUCCCACCUGACCUCGUGCAAGAAAACAUCAUACUCAUACCCAAGCCAGGCAAAUCCCAUGAGGACCCAGGUCACUUCGACCAAUUUCAUUACUCAAUGUGGACAUCAAAUUGAUGGCCAAAAUCAUGACUGAACCCAAUAAUGGAAAAGUUAAUACACCCUGACCAAGUCGGAUUCAUUCCUAACAGACAGGCAUCUGACAACACCCAAUGAAACAUUGACCUGAUUUGGUACACCAAUCGUAGAGAAUUGCCGGUGGCCAUGAUCUCCCUAGACACCAAGAAGGCCUUUGAUCGCCUUCUCUGGCCUUACUUAAGCUCGGUCCUAGACCACUUGGGAUUUCCAGCAGAUUUCCAGAACUUCCUCACCGCAACAUAUCGGUCCCCACAAGGCUACCUACUGCUUCCUAACAUCCCACCAUUCUCUUUCCUAUCCACAACAGGACACGUCAAGGAUGCCCAUUGUCUCCUCUUCUCUUCGCCUUGUCACUAGAACCCCUUUUGCAAGCGAUGCGGGAAUCUUGGGAAAUGAAAGGAAUAACACUCAGGGGAGAGACAUUUAAAGAAUCAGCAUUUGUAGACGAUAUUCUGCUGACAAUAACUGAGCCAGAAACCUCGAUACCAGCCUUAUUACACCUCAUCCAAACCUACUCCACAAUAUCGGGAUAUAAACUUAACGCCAUGUAAUCGGACCUAAUGCCCCUCAAUAUACCCAAGAACGUCUGAAUAACCUGAGUAACCCCUUUCCCUUACAUAUAAACCCCAAGGCAAUCACAUAUUUGGGUAUGCAACUCACUACAGAUACUACCACCCUAUACACAUCUAACUACAACCCACUCAUACUUGAACCACUGGAACUUGAACCACUGGAAACCCAUGAGCAUCUCAUGGAUUGGAAGAGUAACAUUAAUCAAAAUGAACCUCCAACCCAGAUUCCUCUACCUCUUCCAAACCCUCCAUUCCCAGCAAAACAACAGAUCUUUGCCAACUACAAUCAGCCAUAGAUACGUUCAUCUGGAAUGGUCGCAAGUGACUGGUUUGCCGAACUACACUAUACGUCCCUAAACGCCCAGGAGGUUUGGGACUCCCCAACUUCUUACACUACCGCUAAGCCACCCACCUUACUCAACUACAAAACUGGCACCUACCACCAGGAAAAAAACACAGGGUGAAUCUAGAACACUCUAUCUUUGGCUGGGACCACUCAUCACUCUACAUAUGGCUUCCGAAGCAAUAUAGACCCCUACCCCACCGUCACAUCCUCAAUGAUCCCAUACACAAUCGACCUCUGGGACCGCUUACAAGACAAAUACGACCUAUCCUCAGGCAUAUCACCCCUAACCCAUAUACUCAGAAACAAUAUGUUUCCUCGGGUACUCACCCCAAAGCACUAUGCUCACUAUGAUCACCGAGAUAUCACGAGACUGGGACAUCUAUACCAAAAUUGAGAACUAAUCACAUUUUCAGGCCUCCCAAACCCUGAAACCCUGACUUCCUUUGACCACUUCAGAUUCCUCCAACUUCGCCUCCGCUCAGACAGUUCGAUUAGUGGCAACAUCCACCCCCACGGCCUUCGAAAGAGACGGCCUCCUAGCACCAGCCAGAUAGGGCCAAAUUUCUGACCUUUACAUUACACUGGCAAUGCGCCACACGCAAAUCACAUUACCAUACAUUAAAGCAUGGGAAAAAGACAUAGGACCACUAAAUGACCCUAUGGACUUGUCCGAAAUCUGGGACACGAUUACAUCCAUUACCAUCUGUGUCACCCAUCUAGAACAAGCUUAUAAGAUGCUGUUCAGAUGGUACUUAACCCCUCACUGCUUAGCCACCAUGAAAUGAAUACCUUUCAACAAUGCGGAGAGACUGGUACCUUCAUCCACUGCUGGUGGACCUGCCCGAAGAUCUUUCCAGUCUGGAAAAUGGUGGUGUCUCUGCUAUCCAGACUUCUUAGCCGACCUUUCCCACUGGAGCCUUGGGCCCUUUUACUGUCAAAACCAAUAGAGCCAUUCAUGAGAAAUGAAAAUAAACUAGCAGUCCACAUAGCCUUGGCUAUGCGCAGGGCAAUUGCAGAAACAUGGGCCACCCCUAACAACCCCAUGUCCCACCAAAUAAAAAAGAAAAUCAGCCUAGAAAUGGACAGACUGACCACCCAGGUUCGUGAGUCCCUAGAUCCUUCCAUAAGAUAUGGGACAUCUGGCAACAUGGAGACAUAUCCCUUCCGUGGUAACCACCUAAAUCUUAAAUAUUGACUGUGAUGGACCGCCUGGCACUGCGACCGGGUACCUUCAUCAAUCUCUGCUUCCUAAUACUGACGAGUACCAUAAGCACUUCUCUGGAACUCCAGAACUACCGGAGACCACACAAACUGCCGCAGCUUGGUUGGGGUCUCGCCAUCCUCCACCCACUCUGGACCUACCACCAGGCUCCAGCUUCCAGUGGGUGAACCUCUCCUUUGUCCAGAGAUCGUGGCAGAAACAGCUCUUAGAAGAGCUAGUGAUUAUACUCAGGGGAGUAUUGUGAUAUAGCAAUCUCCUGAGUGUGAAGGUAGUUCUCCAAUCCACCAAACAUGAGCAAAAACCUCAUGGAGGGAUAAGAUGUUCUGAGCUUUAAUGGUUCACACUGGCUUUUAUACACAAUCCUCAUACAUAGGAACACCCCUUGGACCUGAUGGGGCACAGGAUUACAAAAUGCACAGACCAAUAAAAACAGUGUAACAAUGCCUGACACUCCCAUAUACAAACAAUAGAAUCCCUCCUCUGUGCUUGGGGGAUAAUUGAAUCAGGAACCGUACUUACAAAAUCCAAUUAUCUCCAAGCACAGAAAAAACAUAUUUUUAUGAAACCCCAAAAAGUACCAUAAAACCCCAUAAAAGUUACAUCUCCUGAUAGCCCCUAUAUGGGUGAACAACAUAUCCAAAAAUCACCCAGAUCGGUUCAGGGGUUCAGGAAUUUCCUGGAAGUCAUUGUUUUGACCAACCGUGCACAUGGUCCUUAUGCCCAAAACAGUUCCAGGGAAUUAGGGCCAACGGUCGGUCUCUCUUUAUGGAGUACAAAAGUAUAUACAUCACAUAGAUGGAGCCUUUUAAAGUGCAUUGGGCAAGGUAUAUUGCAGGGCCCAUAGUCACAGGUAGGAGGCUGGCAAGCUGGCCUCUCCAAAACCCAGUGGCGAAAGUGCUUUUGUCACACCGACCGCUCUGAAUACAAAUAACCCACUCACUAAGAGCUUCGGACUCCACCCAAUACCAAUCACCCUCCCUCCACCCUACCCGGGGUCCUGGCCACCCUAUCUCUCUCCGCCUCCUCUUCCCUUUGUUCCCUUGUUCUCGUUCAUUACCCUAGUUCUAUACUCCAGGCCCAAUCAGGACCACCGUCACCUCAGAAUCUCAGCACCUCAAGAGGACUUGGUCCACUGCGCCACGCACUGACCUCCUCCUCUAAGUCCAUGAAACCACAUGGAUAAGGGAUAACGCAUUCACAACACUAACCUACACAUAAGUCCCAGACUGCAUAGGUCCACAUACAAACAACAUAUUUGGUCCAGAGCCUGGGUCAGGCGCUUUGCCCACUGAAGGAGCCUUGGCUAAUGUACCCAGCACCCACCCAGUCACCGGGACUGGAAAGAUGUAAAAGACCUGUUACAAUCAAGAACCACUGCUAACCAAAUUGAGAACUGAUCAAGAGUUUGCUCAUUCAGAUGGACUAUGAGUGUAUUUUCCUGUUACUGUUUCUGUUACUUUAACCUGCCUUUUCAUUUCUGUAACAAUUAAAAUUCUGAAAAAAAAACACAGUUGCACUCUCCCUACCACCUUCUAUCCCUUUCUCUCCCUUUCUCUCACCCAUCCUCUCUCUUCCUCCCUCACUCAUUGGUUCUCUAUCUCCCUAUACCUCCCAGGUGUCCCUUUCUCCUCUCGCCUCCAAUCUUCCCUUCAGUAUAUUUAAAAAGUUAAUCCCACCAAUAUAGUGGUCAUGGCAGUAGAAGUAUGUAUGUGCAGCAUUUCUGCUUGAAAUGCUGAAUAUACAGAGAUACGUGGAUGUGACGAAGUGCCCUUCGCCACUUGUGCCUGGAGGGGACUACUGGCUAGCCUCCUGCCUUCUGACUAUGUCCCCUCUGCUGAUAGCUGUAUUUUACCCUGCAGAAAGGUAUUUGUGUAUUUCUGCCAGGGCGUUCGGGACUUUCAGUAUGUGAAAAGUGCUACCCCAGAUAGCUAUGCUAUGGGGCCUAUUCGUGUAAUGAAAGACUAUAGAAAAGACUUUGGCUCCAUGGCGAUUGAACUGUAUGUAUGUGAUCUGAGCUCCAUUAGGUAAUAAUGUGCACUUCGAUCUAAGCUAUCUGGGGAUAUGUUGCAUGUAUAUGUUUUAUGUAGUAAUUGUAACAUUGUGUAAUUUUAUGUCUUUUUAUAACCAUGUGGUUAAUGGAGUCUUGCCUCUGUCCUGGGAGAUAAUUUAAUUACUUCCCAAUUAUCUCCAGGAUAGAGAGGAGGGAUUGUGAUGUCCCUGUGGGAGUGUUUUGUUUGUAUUGUCUGUGAUUGGCUAAUAUCCAAUAUGUGUCCCAUUGUUCCAUAAGGUCACCUGGUGGACACUUGCAUAAAUACCGGGCAGGUAGCCCUCAAUAAACCAGACUUACUUGCACCUUUCUUGAAGCCUUGGCUCAUGCUUGGGGGAAGGGAUACCUACACUCUGGGGAUUGCUAUAAUCACUUACUCCCCAGAGUAAGCUCUUGUAAGAGCUUGAUUUGUUCCUGCUACGUUCUCUGGAUUUAGGAGAGGUUCACCCACUGGGAGCUGGGUCCUGGUCGUGAAUCCAGGGUGGGUGAGAGACGGCGAGACCCGGCGCAGCUGCAUCGGUUGGAGUGCUCGGAGUCCUCGGCAAGCGCUAGAAGCAUCGAUUGGCGGAGGUACUCAGUCAGAGUGCCAGCAGUCCGUCAAAGUGGACUUGUAUGCCAGGGUAUAGUUGCACCCCUGCCACAUGUGACUGAGCCAGUUUGGAACUCUAUUCCAGGUGCCCAAUUCCAACCCUGUUCAAAAAUAACAGAAUCUCCAUUCUAUUAAAACCGUCCCUGCCAUCACCUCAUCCCUGCUUUCUAAAAUAGUGGUCCAUUUUUAUUUAAUCCCCUUCAUCCGCUGUACACCCCUACUGCCGUGCAAGCACACAUGCCCUGAGCCAGGGCAAUGGUUCAAUCCAAUGCUUCUUUAUGGGAAGGAUAACAGUAGCUCUUUAAUAUUAUAUUAUUAAAAGGAGGAUGGAGCACGAAUAUAAAUUAAAGUUGUUUUGCCUGCUACAAUAAUUAUUCCAAUUAAAACUGAAUAGCUUGCCUAGUAAUCCCAAAUUACCUAUACAGAUGGAAAACAAGAGGUAUUUGAGAAAGAGCAGGCAAGAGUUGUGGUCAGAAGGUGGUGCCAGUCCACCUGGGGGCUUGUACCCGAGUAAAUGUAUAGAUUGAAAAAUAUGGAAUGCUGGCAAAGUAAUAUGUUUAAACAACUUGGAGGUCUGUACCUACUGAACCUUACAGUAAUGUGAUGUAUAUAUAUAUAUGGGAAAAAAAGAAAGAAAAGGUGGGAGGUAAAAAAGCCCCCUAAUGACUUAUAUAAUGGUACUCAUGCAGAAUAAUCAGCUGACUACUGUCUUUAUUAAAUUCUGAUUGAUAGCAUAAUUGACCAAUUAGGAGUCUCCCUUUAUCAGUGGCUAGUUGCCUUACCAAUAGCUAGUAAUACUUAUUGCUAUGGUCAAUUCGCCAACGGCAAACAAAAAAUCCCAUAAAUGCACAUUGACAUCAAAAGAAAAAGCAAAGGGUAAAGAGCCAGAGUGUGGCUAAAUACAAUGUUACAAUCAUUAACAAUGAUGCGAAUAAAGUAACUACUUCUUGUGAGUCAUAUCCAGAAGGAGAUAUAAAUUAGGAGACUGGAAAAACAAGCUCAUCUUAUGUCUCUUAGAGAGAAAAGCUAUACACUAGUCCCUAAUAUCCUCCAAACAACUUCAAGGGUGUUCUAAUCUGUGGCUCAAUUUAAGAAGAACAAAAGCUGCCUAAUGUGCCAUCACAUUAGCUGUAUGGACGGCACUGUAUAAAGUGAAAAGGAAAAGAAAAUAUAUUAACCUAUAAGGGUCUAAGUACCCAUAGUGAUAAGAUGUGUCCCUAAAGUGAGCAAAUAAGCGAUAAAGAAAAAUAAAAAUGAGCUAACGCCCGACGCGCGUUUCGGUGUAUUAGAACACCUUCGUCAGGGGAUAAGAAUUAUCUUGCAAAAAAAGCCGGGACUUUUAAACCCCCCUGUAGCCAAUCAGGUGUUAGGUCCCUCUCUUGUCAUUAGGUCACGUGUCUGGAAUACCUUAACGUCAUUCGUGACGUAUCACCCCAUGUGACCAGCAGUAGGUGGGGCGAAGAAGGGGCAAAACUCCUGGGCAGACGUCAUUGGAUUGACAGGUUAAGUUUGAGUACCCCUACAUCACUAAUGACGUGUCGCCCCACGUGACUGCCCAUGGGUGGAGGGAGUGAAUGAGACUCUUCGGCGAACGUCAUUUGAUUGACGGAUUUUAAUUUUAAAUAUUCGCCGAUCACAGGCUGAAUAGUAUCCAUUACAUGAAAUGUAAUUAUAAUAUCUAAACACUGCUCAUCCUGUAAUUUAUUAAUCCAUUGACUGUAUAUUGGAUUUGCUAGUAGAAGUAUGAUUGACAGUGUAUAUAUAAUUUAAGCUUUUUAUUAUUAGCUGUAAAAUACACUGUUUUUCUUCUUCUACUAUUACUUCAAAAAGGAGAAAUAAACAGAUAAUAGAAAAUUAUAAAACAGGAAAGUGUAACCCUAAUCUAUAAAUGCCAUCCUACUUAAGGGAUGCAGUUGAUUUGAAGUGAAGAUUACUUCUAUUCAUAUCAAAUAUAUGAAGCUUAUUUUGAAAGGGUCACAUUAAUAUUGAACAGUGUUAAUUGUUAUAAGUGGAUGAUAUUCAAAGAUACUGUUACAUCAAUGGUUUUUAAGAAGUUUGGCACAGGGUUUGAAAUAUCUACAUAUAGGGGUGGUUAAAUUAAUUAUUUACAGUGACUUAUUUACAGUGCUGAUGAAAACAUUUUUACAAGUUGUAAUUCUUUAUAUAAAGAGAUCAUGUAAUGAAGGGGGUAUAAGUAAAUCCUUCAUUCAGUCCUUUGGGAUACAGGGUUUUUAGUCGGUAAAUCCAAUAACGCUCUCUUUUCCUGAUAUGUUGGUCCCAAUCUCCCUUCCUUUGGUCCUGUCUAAUUAGUUCUAUUCCCUGAAAUCUCAAAACUGUGGGGUCUCCAUUAUGUACAUUUUUUACGUGUCUAGAGAUUGGAGUCUCUAUAUGUCUGAUAGUUUUAACAGAAUUGAUAUGUUCAAGGAUUCUUCUUCUGAAGGGACGGAAGGUUUUUCCCACAUAAGACAUUGGGCAUUGACAGGUAAUCAAAUACACUAAGCCUUUGGAGCUACAAUUGAAAAAGAAACGUGUGUCAAAAUGCUGAUUUUUGGUACUGUCAGUAAAGGUUUUUGAAUCUUUCUUGAUGAAUUUACAUGCCUUACACCUUCCACAUUUGUAAGUACCUUUGAGAUUGUUCGAUAACCAAUGUGUUGGUGCUGCAGUUCUCUGGAAAUGACUGUCUACUAGAGAAUCUUUAAGAUUUUUGCCUCUCCUUGCUACAAGGGAUACCUGUGACGGAAUAAUAUCCCUCAGUUGCUCAUCCUGUUUUAGCAGUGGCCAGAAUCUAUGCAUGAUUGAUCUUACACAGUUCCAUCCAGCAUCGUAAGUAGCUACACACCUGAGUUGCUUAUUGUCUUGUUCCAUUGAUUUCUUGCACGGAACAGAAUCUUCUCUUAUUAGACUCUCUCUGCCUACCAAUAGGGCACUGUGAUAUGCCCUUUUGAGGCUAUCAAUCAGAAUUUAAUAAAGACAGUAGUCAGCUGAUUAUUCUGCAUGAGUACCAUUAUAUAAGUCAUUAGGGGGCUUUUUUACCUCCCACCUUUUCUUUCUUUUUUUCCCAUAUAUAUAUAUAUACCUCACAUUACAGUAAGGUUCAGUAGGUACAGACCUCCAAGUUGUUUAAACAUAUUACUUUGCCAGCAUUCCAUAUUUUUCAAUUUAAUAAUUAUUCCAUCCUCGCAGACAGAAUUUUUGACCAUUGUAUUUCAGCAAUUGUUUCUACUCUUCCUCUCUGAAUCAGCGUUGUAGGGUUUGAAAAGUGUCACCUCUGUGAAUUCUCUCUUGGUUUUUAAUCCAGACACCUACAUUAUACAGCCUUUAUUAUGUAGAGUUAUUCUUCCACUAUUCUAUCUAUGCUGUACCUUUUUUUGAGGCACCAUUUCCUCUUUAACAUAUUCCCCAUCAUUGUGAGAGGCUGGUACAUAGAGAUUGGAGGGGUACCCGACAAUGGCCAUUAUCAGGAUCGAUGUUAGCCACAUACUUUGCAUGGGGCAUCAUACCAUCAUGUCAUUGGAUAACUGCAUCAGUAGGUGGAUUUGAACCUAUUUCAAGUCAUUGUUGUUGUAUCCCACAUAAGGGUGCAGUGUCACUGGGUCAGUGGAUGAUUACAUAGGGUUAAAUGGGUAGAUCUCAAGAAGUCAGGGGGGCAGCGCCCCACUAUCUUUAAACUUCACCAGCUGCCACUGUGCACCAGUGUUUCUUUUAUCAUAUGUUUUUUCUCAUGUCACAUUGUCCCUCUUACUGUCUCUCACAGGCACCUUUAUUCUACUAACUUCGUUCUUUGCCAUACUGCACUGCUGGUUAAAUGCCUUUGCAGAGAUGUUGCGCUUUGCAGAUCGUAUGUUCUACAAGGUAAUGUGACAACUACUUAUUUCAUUUUCUUCCAAAUACAUCAAAAUCGAAUUUUAUUUUAAUAAUAUGUAUAUGCACUGAUCAAUGUUACUUCCUCUUAUCUAGGAUUGGUGGAAUUCAAAAUCAUUUUCAAAUUAUUACCGCACAUGGAAUGUCGUUAUCUAUGAUUGGUUGUAUUAUUAUGUUUAUCAAGACAUUCUAUGGGUAAGCAUUUUCAGGUAGCCCCUGACCAAUGUUUUGUUCUCGUGAUAUUUUGUUUCAUGUAGUAAGAAAAUAGCUUAGGAGGACUAGAGCCAGACAAACUCACACCUAGUCCAGUGUCAAGAUAAACCUAUAAACCACACUGUGGUAUGAGAACUUUUUUUCCUUUUUUUGUGGUUUUCAAUGUAGGAUGUUGCAUUUACUGUGUCUUUAAUUUAAUAAAUUAAACUUUUUCAGUACAAACCAAUUUACACGUGUUUUGUAUUUUAUUUUCCUAUAAGAUAAAAAAAGUUAAUAUACAGCAAAAAAUAUUCCUUAUCCCGUUGAAGAAUUGGACUCUUCAUAAAAAUUUUUAUAUUACUUUAUUGGUUUAUCUUGAUAAUGGAUGUGGUGUGAGAUGUUUCUGCUGUUUUCCUUCUGCGCUAUGUCCUUACUACAGUAAAAUUCAGGUUAAGCCUUAAACCAACAUUUAGUCCAUUAUAUGUUAUUAUACAGUGUACUAAUUUGCAUUUCUUUUUCAAAUCUGGACUUUCAUCUAUAUAAACUUUUUUGUUUCAUGUUUGAUAAUAGCUCUUUCUUCAUUGUAGCCAGUUAAUAUCAGACCACAAACAAACCGCCUUGCUGUAAGUUUAGGUGAGGUUAAUGUUAAUGUCAACACUAUGUGACUGUUGAUAGUCUGUAUGCCCCCUUUGUUGCAUUUAGUUGGAUCUCCCUCAGAUGCUUUUGUAUAAAAUCACAACCAAGAUCCAAUCUCAUAAGCACAUAGUUACAUAGUUACAUAGCUGAAAAGAGACUUGCGUCCAUCACGUUCAGCCUUCCUCACAUUUGUUUUUUGCUGUUAAUCCAAAAGAAGGCAAAAAACUCCAGUUUGAAGCACAAUUUUGCAACAAGCUAGGAAAAAAAUUCCUUCUUGAAUGGCAGUCAGAUUUAUCCUUGGAUCAAGCAGUUAUUACCCUACAUUGAAAGAUUAUAUCCUUGAAUAUUCUGUUUGCAUCUAGAGCUUUUUGAACAUCUGUAUGGACUCUCAUAAAACAACUUCUUCAGGCAGAGAAUUCCACACCCUGAUUGUUCUUCCCUUUGCCUUAGACAAAAUUUUCUUUCUUCCAGUCUAAACGCAUGGCCCCGUGUCCUAUGUAAAGUCCGGUUUGUGAAUAGAUUUCCACACAAUGGUUUGUAUUGGCCCCGAAUAUAUUUGUAUAAUGUUAUCAUAUCCCCUCUCAGGCGACGUUUUUCUAAACUAAAUAGGUUUACAUUUGUUAACCUUUCUUCAUAGCUGAUAUGUUCCAUUCCUUUUAUUAAUUUUGUAGCCCGCCUCUGCACUUUUUCUAGUGCCAUAAUAUCCUUCUUUAGAACAGGUGCCCAAAUUGCACAGCAUAUUCAAUAUGUAGUCUUACCAGUGAUUUAUAAAGAGGCAAAAUGAUAUUCUCGUCCUGAGAAUGAAUGCCCUUUUUCAUGCAUGACAAUACCUUACUGGCCUUGGCCACUGUUGAUUGACUGCACAUUGUUGCAUAGUUUGUUGUCUAUAACAAUUCCCAAGUCCUUUUCGUGUGUUCUCCCUAAUUCGAUUCCAUUAAGGGUAUUCGUUGCUUGUGUAUUCUUUACGCCGAAGUGCAUAACUUUGCAUUUUUCAAAAUUAAAUUUAAUCUGCCAUUUGAGUGCCCAGUCCCCCAGUCUAUCUAAAUCCCUCUGCAGCAAAGUAAUAUCUUGCUCACAUUGUAUUAUUUUACAAAGUGUCAUCUGCAAACACUGAAACAUGACUUUCAAUGCUUUCUUCAAGAUCAUUUAUAAACAUGUUAAAUAGAAGGGGUCCCAGAACAGACCCCUGAGGAACACCACUUGCUACCUCUGUCCAGCUUGAACAUUUACCAUUAAUGACAACUCUUUGUGCUCUGUUUUUAAGCCAAUGUUCUACCCAAGAACAAGCAUUUUCAUCUAGACCGAUUUCCUUGAGUUUGAACACUAAUCUAUUGUGUGAAACUGUAUCAAAUGCCUUGGCAAAAUCCAAAUAGAUCACAUCCACUGCAACACCCUGAUCUAUACUUCUACUUACUUCUUCGUAGAAUGCAAUCAAGUUAGUUUGACAUGACCUGUGCUUCAUAAAACCGUGCUGAUUUUUGCUGAUAACCAUGUUCUUCUCAAGGAAUUCUUGAAUAUUAUCCCUUAAUAACCUUUCAAAUAUUUUACCAGCCACAGAAGUUAAGCUCACAGGUCUAUAAUUUCCAGGCAAGGAUUUUGAACCCUUUUUGAAUAUAGGAACCACAUCUGCCUUCCUCCAAUCCUCCGGAACACUUCCUGAAAGAAAAGAAUCUUGAAAGAUUAAAAACAGAGGUUCACUUAUUUCUGCACUUAGUUCCUUAAGUACACGUGGAUGGAUACCGUCAGGCCCUGGAGCUUUGUUUAUAUUAACUUUCUUUAGUUGCUGCAGCACCUUGUCUUGAGUUAACCAAUUACAAUUAUUCUGCAAGUUUUUAGUAGCAAUCAUUUGCAUAUCUAUUGCCAUGGGUUCUUUCUUAAUAUAUACGGAGGAGAAAUAGUUAUUUAAAAUUCCUGCCUUUUCCUGGUCUUCAUUAACUAACACCCCCGUUUCAGUUUUUAGUGCACCUACACUUUAAUUUUUGGGGUUUUUAGAAUUUAUGUACUUAAAAAAUGCUUUGGGGUUGGUUUUGCUCUCUUUAGCUAUCAUUUUUUCAUUUUGAAGUUUAGCAAGACUAAUUGCCUUUUUGCACGUAUUAUUUGCUUCCUUAUAUCUUUUAUAAGAUGCAUCUGAUUUGUCCGAUUUAAAUGCUUUAAAUGCCCUUUUCUUAUUUUUAAUCUCUUGUUUUACUUCUCUACUAAGCCACAUUGGUUUUAAUUUGUUUCUUUUAUAUGUAUUUCCCAAUGGUACAUACUGAGAAAUGUACCUUUUUAAUAUUUGUUGGAAGAUGAUCCAUUUAUCCUCAGUGUUCUUUUCACUAAAGAGUUUAUGCCAGUCAAUAUAUUGUAAAGCUGCCCUUAACUUAUUGAAAUUGGCCUUUUAAAAAUUAUAUGUUUUAGUAUACCCCAUGUGCUUUUGUUUUUUUGAGUUUAUUUCAAAGGACAAUAUAUAGUGAUUACUAUUUCCCAAGUGCUUACCUACUUGAAUGUUGGUCAAAAGAUCAACGUUGUUUGUUAAAAUCAAGUCCAGAAAAGCGUCCAUUCUAGUUGGUGCUUGUACAAGUUGUGACAUGAAGGUGUCACUUAACAAGUUUAAAAACCUAAUUCCCUUUGCUGAGCUACUACCUCUGUCCCAAUUUAUGUCCGGGUAAUUAAAAUCUCCAAUAAUUAUAGUGUUACCCAGAUUUGUAGCUUUCUCAAUUUGCUCAAACAGCUGUUGUGCCUCGUCAAUAUUAACAUUAGGUGGUUUAUAACAUAUCCCAACCAAUAGUUGUUUUCCCUUCUUUUCCCCCAAGCAGAUAUUUACCCAUAAAGCUUCCACAUUUUCCUCAUCGCAUUCCACUUCCUUAAGAUUUGGCUUUAAAUCAUGGUUGACAUACAAACAUACCCCACCACCCUUUUUGUUUUUCCUAUCCUUCCUAAAUAACAUGUACCCAUUUAAGUUACCUGCCCAGUCAUGUGUCUCAUUCCACCAUAUUUCAGUUAUGCCUAUUAUAUCAUAUUGUUUAGUGUAUGCUAAUGCCUCUAGUUCCCCCAUUUUGUGAUUUAGGCUCCUUGCAUUAGUAAGCAUACAUUUAAUAUCAUGAGUCACUUGUAUUUUUUGUGAAUUAGCAACAUUACAUAGCUUCUCUGUUCUGAACUUGCCCCUCCCCCGUCUCCACCCCCCUUAUACUGUGCUAAAGCCCAUCUCCAUUCUGUCCUAUCUCCAUUUUGUAGAUUGCUAUGACCCUCCCCCCCUACUACUAGUUUAAAAUCUCCUCCAACCUUCUAGCCACCCUAUCCCCCAGCACUGCAGACUCUCUCCCGUUUAGGUGCAAUCCAUCACUACUAUAAAGGUUGUACCCAAUCGCAAAGUCGGCCCAGUGCUCUAAAAACCCCAAACCCUCCUUCCUGCACCAAGACUUAAGCCACGCAUUGACCUCUCUAAUCUCCCACUGCCUUUCCACUGUAGCACGUGGCACAGGUAAUAUCUCAGAGAAUACCACCUUGGAGGUCCUUUUCUUAAGUUUCCUACCUAAUUCCCUGAAAUCAUUCUUUAGGACCUUUCAUCUUCCUCUUACUUUGUCAUUGGUACCAACAUGGACCAUGACCACUGGGUCAUCCCCAGCCCCUCCCAAUAAUCCAUCCACUCUGUCAGCAACAUGCUGAACCCGAGCACCCGGGAGACAGCAAACUGUCCGGUUGAGCCGAUCAGAGCGGCACAUUGCCCUAUUUGCUCUCCUAAUGAUAGAGUCCCCUACCACCACAACCUGUCUGGCCUUCCUUACAUUUUGAUCCACACCCGUACUAGGGGGGCUGUUAUCUCGGCUGUUAGAAGUAACAGCUUCCUCUAAUACAGCUACUCCUGGGCUGAUGCUCCCAACAUCUUCACUCAAACGGGCAAAUCUGCUAGGUUGCACCAAAUCAGGACUAGCUAGCCCUUUCCUCUUCCAUCACAGAGGUAUGGACCCUGGAUGGGUGCAUCCAGGCAUCCAUACAUGCAACAAGAUUGAGUCAAACCAGCAAUCUUGAUAACUAGGAAAAGCAAUAGUAGCACAUCCUAUAACCAUUAACAUGUAAUGCAUUCAAAAGCAAAAUGCAGGUUGGGUACAAAUCCUUCUGUAACACUGUUAUGGGUCUUGGAUAUAGAAACCCAGUGGAUCUUUUAGGUUAAAAAAAUAAAAUGAUAGUUUUCAAAGUUCGUUAUUUGAUUAGUUAAAACUCAUUGCAUGAGGUAACACCACCAUGUGGAAAUGACUAUCUCAGUAACUGUUUAAUAAGCAGACCAUCUCCUUUUGCAGCUGUGUAAUCGUCGGUUCCGCACCGGAGCAAUGCUGGCUGUAUUCUUCACGUCGGCCAUCGUACACGAAUAUGCCUUAACGUUGUCACUUGGUUAUUUCUACCCGGUCAUGUUUUGCUUGUUUGCCAUCUUUGGAGGUAAUGGCUUCACAUGUUCAAGACUUACAGGUUCUAUCACUAUGUAGAAAUAGUGUUAGAUUCCUAUUGUUUGAGCUCCCACCCAUUUCUCUUUUUUUAUUUUAUUUUUUUUCAAUUUGGGCAACGUAAACACUUGUUACUCAAAAUGAAUGAGUCAAAUGAUGAUCCUUUAAAUAAAAACUCUCUUCCAAAUACAUGGGGAAGAACAUAGUGCAAACCCCUGUGAUCAAGUUAAUCCCAUGAUCGGUGCUGUUGCCCAGAAGACCUGUAUAACGUUGAAAUAUCUAGAGAAAUAGAGUGACAAUUUGUACAUUUUGGAGGAUAUUGUAUCACUUGUUCCUUUGUUUAUUGUAAAAUCUAAAAAGGUUAUCUUGAAAACCAAAACCUGAUACUGAGCCAUUGCUUUUAAGCAAUCAACAAACAAAAAUUUCAGUCAAAUUACUUUGUAUUUAAGUUAUUGUCUUUUUAUAUAAUUUGUCCACCUUAUUCUGCAAAUUCACUACCAGAUCCCACCAAGAUGAAACUUGUAACAUCUGGAGCUUUCCAAAGUAUUUUAUAGAUUGUCAUAGUGGAAAUCUUUGUGGAGUGAGCCCUUAUAUUUUACAUUUUACACAGCUGAUGGCUGUCUUUCAAAACCCCAACAGGUUCUUAAAUCUCUUUUGUAAUAAUUUCUUUUAUUUUUGGUUUUCUUUCACACCCAGUCGUCUUCAACUUCUUCAUUAAUGAUAAUCUUACAAGCCCAUUGUGGAACGUGGUGGUUUGGACCUUCCUGUUUAUUGGCCAGGGUAUCCAGUUGUGCCUAUACUGUCAGGAGUGGUACGCUCAAAAACACUGCCCUCUCACUGAGGUAUGUAUAACAAAGGAAGCACUGGAGCUUUUUAGCUUAUCUUCGAUCCAGCACUUUGAAGGUGUUCUCCUGUAAAGUAUUUGUCAUUUAUUUGGGCUCUAGGGUACAUAUAGUUCUUACAUCUAGAUUAAACAUUCAUUGUAUAACAAAACAAUCCUUAAAUAACCUUAACAUGCUCAAAUCGAGUUGACCAUUUAGAUGGGUUCUACAUGUUGCCAUUUUGGAUUUGUUAAUUUUUUUAAAAAUAAUUUGAGUGAUACUAAUAUAGAUCUGUCUUAUUCAAAAACAUACAAUACAUACAAUACAAGCCUGGUUGCUCGCCUGCUGCCUCAGGACUCUGGCCCCUAUGUUAAAACUUUUAUUCUCCCCUGUAGAAAUGCUUGUUCGUGCCUUUCUGCUAUGGUGUUUGGUAAAUUCAAUUUACCUAACAAAUGUACGAAUGACCGGACCACCUGGGUAUGGAGUGUGCAGGCAAUUAACCUCCCAGAAGCUGCGGUUAACCGCAGCUUAAUUGACGAACGCUGGGUGGCCGUCGUUCGUAAAGCCGAACACGUGGCAGCAGCCAUCUUAAACCGUCGAACGGCCAGCGGUGUUCAGCUACAAAAUUCUGGAACUUAACACCGCUGAAGCCGCCGACCUCCCUUCUCCUGUAUCCAUUCGUUUAUACGAACUCUGGGCCGUUAGGGUCUUUGGCUGGGUAAACAGUGUUACCCCAGAUAGCUAUGCCAUGGAGCCUAUUCGUAUAACGAAAGACUAUGUGAAAGACUUUGGCUGCAUGGCGAUUGAACUGUAUGUAUGUGAUCUGAGCGCCAUUCGGUAAUAAUGUGCACUCAGAUCUAAGCUAUCUGGGGAUAUGUUGAACAUGCAUAUUUUAUUCGGUAGUUUUAGUAUUAUGUAUUUUUUUGUCUUUUUAGUAACGUGUAAAAUGGAGGUUGUGCUCUUUCCUCUGAGAUAAUUGAGUUACUUCCCAAUUAUCUCCAGGAUAGAGAGGAGGGAUUACAAUGUGUAUGUGGGAAUGUUUACUGCUAAACUGUCCUGAUUGGUUAAUGUCCAAUAUGUGUCCCAGGUUUCCAUCAGGUCCCCUAGGGGAGUGUCCACCUGGUGGAAGACCUGCAUAAAUACCGGGCAGGUAGCCCACAUUAAACAGAUCAACUGCUGACUCUCAAUACGGAGCCUCGUCUCGUACUUGGGGGGGGUUAUUCGUAUGGUUUUACUAUUUGGCUGUCUGGAGUGUAAACCUAUUCGUAUGGUUUUUCCUGUUCAGCUGUUUGGAGUAUUCGUAUGGUUUGGAGCAUUCGUAUGGUUCUUCCUAUUCGGCGGAUUGGUGUCUUUGGUACCUGACUUUGUAUCUGAAAGGGUAAUAUCUACUAAACGGCUUUUAACCCCUUUUAUGCCCGGGGUGCUGUUACAGGCAUUAUCUGCCGGUACUUUUAGAAAGGUUGGAUUAGAUAUUGGGCAUGUAUGUGCUGAGGAAUAUUGCCAAAAAAAUAUUAGCUGUGAAUAGGAAAACUAUUUUAUAAAUAUAAAUGACAAUAAUAAUAAUCAAUUAAAUGCCAAAAUAUGUUGGCUCUGUGUUUGGGGUUUGUUUGUAUGUAUGGGACACACACUUUUUUUCCAUUUUUUUUUCAAUUGUCCUUUUUUUACCUGGUUUCAUAUUUUAAGUUUCUGCAAUUUGAAGGAAGUCUUGGUAUUAUUUCACAUUGAAACUACAAUUGUUGGUAGAUACUGUAUUUUCACUGAUGUUUUUUCUCUUCACAGAAAACAUUCUGGGGAUUGGUGACUCCUCGUUCUUGGUCAUGUCAGAUAUAG
Pelobates cultripes (western spadefoot toad) is the source of this 32248-nucleotide messenger RNA. NCBI's taxonomy places the organism in Eukaryota, Metazoa, Chordata, Amphibia, Anura, Pelobatidae. The record is from the annotation of a GenBank genome assembly.